Aureobasidium musti is the source of this 4758-nucleotide messenger RNA. NCBI's taxonomy places the organism in Eukaryota, Fungi, Ascomycota, Dothideomycetes, Dothideales, Saccotheciaceae. The record is from the annotation of a GenBank genome assembly.
AUGUCCGACUCCGAAGACGAACUGAACGUCGACCUCUCCCAAUGGAAGCCUCGCACCAUCAACACGGCCCCUCAGCCAUCUGCUUCCGCUCCGCCUCCUAGGACCUUUGCCUCGAUUAACACUCCGGCCACUGUCACUGAUACUGCCAACCAUUUCGAAGACGACGAUUUUGAUAUCGACGCCAUCGUUGAAGGAAUCGCCGACGACCAUGAGGAUGCCCUCCAACCAGGAGUCUCCACUCCACCACCUAUCACAUCCAGAAGGCCUAGACAGACUGUCCAAGUUGUAAUCACACAAGACCCCAGCUUCAAUCGGGACGACUACAUUGACUGUACAUAUGGCGCCAACAUCGUCCGCCGUGUUUUGAAAGAGAUUGCAAAGAAUGAAGAUGUAUACUACAACGUCGAAUUCGUCCAUAGACAUACGGAGCAGCCUUUUCAUAACCUCUUCAUCUACUACCACAACCAACUCUCACAACCCUUCAACAUCGUCAACAUGCCUCCCCGUCGUCUCAAGCUAAUCCUUCCUGCUCGAAAGGUCUCCUUCGACGAUCUAUUACAAUAUGAGAACGGCCAGGAAGCUCUACAAGAAUACACAGAAAACGUCCAAGAUGCCGACGAUUAUGCUGAGGAAGAGAGUGAAGCCGAACAGGUUCAGUGUCCCAAACCAAGCAAAUCUGGUUACGUCGAUACUGUUGAGUACCUUGACGAGNNGGAAGAAUAUCCUUCCCGCUCGAGAAAAUCGCGGAAAGCAAGAAAAUACGACAGCGACUCUGAAAACGAUGGCCCAGCUCCUCGUCGCUCAGGAAGGGCUGUUCCAUCGAACACUAACUCUAGAAGAACUUCAAGACGGCUCAAAUCCAUAUCUCAAGCAGACUCGGAAGACGAAGAUGAUGAUGGUGGCUUCAUUCUUCAAUCCGAUGUUCUUCCCAGCAGAAAACGCAAGCGUUCUUUGAGGUCGCAAAGCAACCCGAUCAACUACGCUGAUGGAGAUGAGGACGAAUUGCAGUACAGCAACUCGAGAAGCCGCACUUCGCGACCUACAGGUCAGGGCGUCCGUCAGUCUGGUCGUUCAACCCGUCACCAGGGCGACAUGCAGGAUCCAGGUGUUAACGACAUCUAUCGCUCCGAGUCGGAACCACGACCUGUCGCUCCUCCGAAGCCUGUUGGAGCCCGCGAGUCUUUCAAAGACUUGCCACGAUCUGAUCCAUUCCGCGCCCGUCACAUUCAACAUUGCGACUCGUGUCAGAACGGUACUAACUUUGCCCCUCUGAUCUAUUGUCAAGGCUGUGUUUACGCGUACCACAAGAGCUGCAUCGGUCAUCGCGGAUCGAGAGAACACCUGGUCACCAAAGUCGGUAAGAACGACUUCGUCCUACAGUGUCGUCGCUGCAUCGCGUUUCCUAUGAAGAAGGACCCUACGGCACCCGAUCAUGGAAGAUGUUCUGACUGUAAGCAACACGGCUCUUCAUGUGUUCCUUUCAGAGAGCGCAAGACUCCUCAACAAGAGCAGAAGGAUCGUGAAGAAAACAACGGUGAAGACCCUAUCUAUCCAGUACCCCCAAAGCUCAUCAACAACCCUGACAAUGUCAUGUUCCGCUGCACCACUUGCUCCAGAGGCUUCCACUUUGAGCAUUUACCGCCGAAGUCAGACAGUCUCAUGGACCUUGAUAGCGAUGACGUGGCAACUCAGAGGCUCCAAGACUACAGCCAAGAUUGGAGAUGCAAAGAAUGUCUCGAUUGUCCAGGCAAAGUUGGAUCCCUUGUCGCAUGGAAGCCGAUCGAUGAGGACAACUAUGAUCCAAGCUACGGCUACGACAGAAUUCCUGAGGACGAAAAGGCCUACCUUGUUCGAUGGGACGGAAAGUCAUACUUCCAAGCUGCCUGGAUGCCUGGUCCCUGGGUCUGGGGAGCUACAGCUGGCGCCAUGCGAAAGGCAUUUGCAAAGCGGGAUGAAGCACGUCAGCCCAAGAUGCGAACAGAGGAUGCAAUUCUUGAAGACUAUCUUCGCAUUGACAUUGUCCUCGACGUCAAGUUCACCAGUAUUGUCAACAUCUCAACAGAAGAGAUUGACAAGGCACGUAUCCGUGAGGUCGAUACAGCUCUAGUCAAGUACAAGGGCCUUGGCUAUGAAGAUGUCGUCUGGGAGAAGCCUCCUACGCCUGACGAUGCCGAUCGUUGGACUGACUUCGUUGUUGCCUACAACGACUGGGUGCUCGGUAGAUUCGUGAAACAACCCAAGCCACAGCAACUAAAGACUCGACUCGAGAAGGCAAGAUCUUUCGACUUUGCUACCAAGCUCGAAAAGAAGAAACAACCUAGCAACAUCACCGGAGGAGAGCUUAUGAAGUACCAGAUGGAGGGUCUCAACUGGCUCUACUACAAGUGGUACACGCACAAGAACGCCAUCUUGGCCGAUGAGAUGGGUCUUGGAAAAACCAUUCAGAUCAUCUCGUUCCUCGCUACCUUGGUCCAAGAUUGGAAUUGUUUCCCUUUCUUGGUGGUUGUACCCAACUCGACUUGUGCCAACUGGCGUCGUGAGGUCAAGCAAUGGGCCCCAUCUCUGAGAGUCGUGGCAUACUUCGGCAGUAAGGAGGCUCGCGAUCUGACCUACCGCUAUGAACUCUUCGCUCGGGAUAGUAAGGAGCUAAGAUGUCACAUCGUGGUCACGUCUUACGAUUGCGCUGCGGAUGAUAGCGCUCGCAAGUUUUUCAAGUCCAUCCCUUGGCAGGCACUUAUCGUGGACGAAGGACAACGUUUGAAGAGUGACAAGUCGCAACUCUACUCUGCAUGGGCAUCUUUACGUGCUCCUUUCAAGGUCCUUCUGACCGGUACACCUCUGCAAAACAAUGCACGUGAGCUGUUCAACCUGUUACAAUUCCUGGACGACACGUUCGAUGCCAGUCAAUUGGAAGAGAGGUUUCAAGAACUUGACCAGGCCAAGAUUCAGGAGUUACACGGCAUCAUUCGCCCCUUCUUCUUGCGCCGCACCAAGGCUCAAGUCCUUACCUUCCUGCCUCCCAUGGCUCAGGUCAUUGUGCCUGUUUCGAUGUCAACAGUCCAAAAGAAGUUGUACAAGACGAUCCUUGCCAAGAACCCCGAUCUUAUGCGCGCCAUUUUCCAGGGAGCAAAGGAGCUCCGACCUACAGAGCGCGCUAGUUUAAACAACAUUCUCAUGCAGCUGCGCAAAUGUCUUUGCCACCCCUUCGUCUACAGCACUGAGAUUGAGGAGAGAAAUGUGUCACAAGCUGUCAGCCAUCGCAACCUUGUCGAUGCUAGUGGAAAGCUACAGCUGCUCGAGAUUCUUCUACCCAAGCUUCAGGAGCGCGGUCACCGUGUGCUGAUCUUCUCUCAGUUCCUUGACAUGCUCACCAUGGUGGAAGACUUCCUUGAUGGUAUGCAGAUGAGAUGUCAGCGUCUUGAUGGCACCAUCAGCAGUUUGGAGAAGCAGAAGCGUAUUGAUGAGUUCAAUGCACCUGAUUCUCCAUUGUUCGCUUUCCUUCUCUCAACUCGUGCUGGAGGUGUGGGUAUCAAUCUGGCCACUGCAGACACUGUCAUCAUUCUGGAUCCUGACUUUAAUCCUCACCAAGAUAUUCAGGCCCUCAGUCGAGCCCAUCGUAUUGGUCAAAAGAAGAAGGUUCUUUGUUUCCAGAUUGUCACUCGUGCCAGUGCGGAAGAGAAGAUAAUGUCUUAUGGUCGACGCAAGAUGGCGCUAGAUCACGUCUUGAUCGAGCAGAUGGACGCGGAAGAUGCUACAGACCGUGAUCUCGAAGGCAUUCUUCGUCACGGCACCAAGGAGUUAUUCGACGACGACGGAGACAAAGAUAUCAAGUACGACCCGGCCUCAAUCGACAGAUUGCUCGAAGUUAGUCACAUCGAGCACACGAAGGCUGGUGAAGACAAAUCAGCGGAAUCCACUUUCUCGUUCGCAAGAGUUUGGGCCAACAACGAGCUUGAAGAGACCGCCAUUGAAGGUCCAGAAGCAGCAGAAGUGGCCCCCGAUCGUGAUGUGUGGGACAAGAUCCUUAAAGAGCGCGAGAGAAUUGCAGCAGUCGAAGCUGCCGCUGCGGAGCAGGCGUUUGGACGAGGUCGUCGAGCCAAAGCAGUAACGUAUUUCCUCUCUAAUUUGACCAAACGUUUGCUGACUUUCACANNGACCAUUGACUAUGGCGAUCCCACCAACCAAGAUGGUCCCGAUAACACCGAAGGACCGAAAGGCGCAGAUGAAGGCUCUCCUAUCCGUAUCUCCAAGCGAGCACAAUUGGACGAAGAUUACGAUACGGACUUCCAAGCCGACAGUGAUGAAGAGAGCGUUGCAGCGGAAGAGAUCGAGGAUGUCGUUGAUCCGGGAGAGCUACAGAUCCCUGAUCAAACAAAGACAGCGUCAAAGCUAGUCAGACCACCUGGUAAGGAACUCUCCUUGAAGAAAACUCCCACCAAACCACGCAAGAGUCCAAAGAAGACCAAAAUUGCGGUAUCAACNACCAAAGAAGAAAGCGGCCUCAACGCCCAGAAAAAGAAGCGCGCCCUUGCCCCACCUAGCUAUGUCCGCAAGAGAGCCCAGACGCCCUUCACUCCUACAGUGUCCAAUGGCAGAAAGGCUAGAGAAGCACAGAUGAACAUGCAGCAAUACGGCGCCGCAGCAGCAACUUCAGGUUUCAUUGACCUCACUGCGGACAGUGACGAUGAUGUUCCUAGUGCUGGCUCUCAGCCUCUGCCACCUCCACCUCAAGAGACUGAAGAUGAAAUAGUGAUCUGA